Messenger RNA from Rhagoletis zephyria (snowberry fruit fly), 2845 nucleotides. Its product is annotated as Swt1 RNA endoribonuclease. The record is from RefSeq and is a predicted model, not a curated record. NCBI's taxonomy places the organism in Eukaryota, Metazoa, Arthropoda, Insecta, Diptera, Tephritidae. Gene Ontology annotation, cellular component: nucleus.
GAGUGGACCUGUCUUACUCUCUUUUUUGACCUCUCAAUAGUGAGAGAACGUAAUCGAUUUCGAGUAAAAUCUGACUGAUCCUGAUUAUUCCUGACUAGUCUGGACUCGUACGGGAUCGCAGCUGUUAAAACGUAUACGAUUUUGUCUAUGUACACCGAAGGGUUAAAUAGUUAUAUGUCAGCUGUAAAAAUUGCUUUCAAUUUGGCCAAAAAUUACUUGGAGGAAAUUCUGUGAUUUCUAUAUUUUUGAAUAAUUUUUAUGCAUUUUUGGGAUACUUUGGUUAUAAUAUCACAAUGGAAAAACGACAAUUGCGAGGAAGUGUAUCUAAAACGGAUGAUUGGAUAAAGUGCCAAUCAAAAAAGCGGCCAGGCCAAUGGUACAUGUUCAACAAGGCAACUGGCGAAACCAAAUGGUGCAGUGAGUUUGUGGAUAAUGACGCCAAGCCGACUAGCGUUGCUGAAAAAGGAAAAGCACAGUCACCACCAAAGUGCAUAGCUAAACCGCUCCGUACUCCUGCCCAAGAUCGUCUUAAACGUCUGCAACAUAAUUUAAAAACGACUCAAAAGGAUAAGUUACCUCAAAAACAAGCGAAAGCGCGGCGAGGGAGAAGUCAAGACAAGGACAUCGGAAUUGAGAGAGAAAAUAAAAUUGAUGAUUCCAAGAAAGCCCAUCUUCAAAAAGACAACAAAUUGAAUAUAAAAUCUAAGCCAUCUGAAAGCAAAAUAGAUGUGCAAAAAGAUUUCCAACCAUCAACAAGCAAAAGUGCUUUGUCAGUUAAAAUGGAAAAGGAUGAGAAUGUGGCAGCGAACACUACGCCACAAAAAUUGAGUUCAUCAAAAAAAUCGAAACAAAGUUCGCCGAAAAAAGAAGUUAGAAAACGAUCAUCCUCCAAUUUUGACAUCGAAUCAAUAACUAUACCCCAGAAACGUGCAAAACAAGAAUCAGAGUCUAAAGUGGAAAACACGCCCAAAAAUGAAGAAGAAAAUGAUGAAAAGGAUCAAAGUCAGCGAACAACUGGGGCUCUCAGUAUUGGUAGUGGCAUUGUAAAUAAAAUAAAAGCGAUAUGCAAAAGUACCUUCAGCAGUUAUUGCAACGCCAAAAAGGCUUUGAGCCAAAAACCUUUAGAGCCUUGCAUUAAGAAAACUAAUUUUAAAAUACCUAAAAAAGAAACAGUUUCACGUGCCACAAAGGCUCGAGCUUUAAAAAGCAAUGAGGAGUGCAGUGACAGUGACAGUGAAAUUGAAAGUGAUGCGACGCCCAAACGAAAAACUGCAUCCAGCGCACCAAUUGCCAUCGUAAUGAAGGGCAUUGCCACACCAAGUAAUGGGAACCCAUCGGUAGAUUUCAAAGCAUUUGCGUUAACUGCCUCACCAUCUCAAUUAUUUGGUACACCCAGUAGCCUUGUAGUUCCCACCUAUGAAAGGGGUAGUGCUAAUACGCGUCUAGAACGCUUGCGCAAUUCCCUACGCCAACAUGCCAUCGACAUUGGUGAGGAAUCGUCUACGCCAACGCGGCUGUGUGCAUCUGCUUGCUCUUCGGCUUUGGCUUGUGUUAUACGUGAUAAUACAAUGGCAAAAAACAAUCCGGCGAAAGUCGAUGAUGAACCAAUGGAUUGGAUGCCUAUAGAAGAUUUAAAAACUGAAACCAUUGAGAUAUCUAGCAAUGAGUCUAGUAAUGCAGAGGUUAGCGUGAGCGGAAAAGAACCUGAAACCAUGGGCGAAUAUUAUGGUACCGUAAAUGAAAAUCUUUUACGUUAUGCUGUAGAACAAAAAAAUGGCGCGAACACAGCCGAUGGAAAGUGGCUUAAUGAUUAUUAUUAUUUUGUAUUGGACACGAAUGUGCUGCUACGACAUCUAACAUUUAUUGAAGAAUUAAGCCACAUGAAAUUAUGCGAUACCAGCGGUACUGUGCUCUACUUACCAUAUAGCGUAUUACAAGAGUUGGAUAAAUUAAAGCAAUUUGCAGUGGGAGAUGGCACCAAAGUGCUGGCGGUGCGCGCUAUUAAAUACCUGAAUGCCAAAUUUGAGGCAAAAAAUAAGCAUCUACAAGCACAAAGCGCUAUUAGCGAACGGGAACACCUUGUUGAAAUCAGCUCACCAGAUGAUCGCAUUAUCAACUGUUGUUUGCAGGCAAAACAACACGUUGAUCACGUUAUCUUAUUGACAGAGGAUAUAAAUUUACGCAAUAAGGCUAUUUGUAAUAAUAUUUUAGUUUCCACGAAAUCGGAUCUUGUUGUCAAGCAUACGUAGAAGUGGAUCGGAAAAACUGAAGUUAUCAAGUGCCAUUUAUUGCCUACUAACAAUCCAAAUUAAAAGUUGAUCUAACGAGAUUCAGCCUGUCAGGAGAUUCACUGUCAUAUUUAAAAUGUUAACUUUCAUAAACAGCUAAUAAUUAUUUGGAAAGAGCCUUGCGAUUUUCCUUAAAGGGUCCUGGGUCGUCGAUAAAUGCAGAUCAUUCAAUUUGUGUGAACUCGAUUUUCAUGGCAAUGAAUUCGGUCAAUCGCCGCCGCAGUAUUUACUUCAAACGCGCAUCAUCUUCCCAAACAUCAUACGAAUAUACUUUGUUAAAUAGUUCAUUCGAAACAAAUUGUGAUAUGAAAACGACAUUUUUGUUGCUAUGAAAUACUUGAUAUGAAUAUUAGUGGUAAAUUAGUCGUAAAUUUAGUUUGUAGUUUCGUUACAAAUGAAUACUGAAGUUUUCUUUUAAAUAUGAAUGUAUGUGCAUAUGUGCACAAAAAUUUGAUAUUUUUAUACUUGCAGCAGGUAUAUGGGUUUCAUGUCCCACUUAUUAAUAAAUCUGAAGAAGUUUUCAAUGCAAAAACGCUCUUUUAUUGAAUAUCUUUUUG